Messenger RNA from Nilaparvata lugens (brown planthopper), 2430 nucleotides. RefSeq lists its product as uncharacterized. The record is from RefSeq and is a predicted model, not a curated record. Bases 1348 to 2196 code for a protein of 282 amino acids. Lineage: Eukaryota; Metazoa; Arthropoda; Insecta; Hemiptera; Delphacidae. The transcript is spliced from 2 exons.
UAGGGGUUACUCUGCUCCAUUUUCGGGAAAAGUUUGAAUCGUUCUAGAAUGAGAAGCUUAAGUCUGAGAGUGUUGGUAAUUUUUGAAUUAUAAUGUUGGUACCUAUUACUAACAAACUGUGAUGUGUUUGCGUGUCUUCCCGCCAAUUUAUUGGUAGUUUUGAUUGUUUACAUCUGGUGAUCGUUUUUGCUGAAAAUAUUCUACUCCAUAAUUUGCUAAGUGAGUCAGUAAUUCAUCAAUGUUUCCAGGAUGACCAGGACAUAUAAAAAAGUUGGUGCAAGAAAUUACUGCAACUAUUCUCUGGAAACGCUCAAUGAAUGUCUACAAGCAGUUUUGAAGGGCCAACUCACGCAGUGGGAUGCAGAAAUAAAAUACAAAAUUCCAAGAAGGACAAUCAUCAGCAAAAUCAAGGUCUUGAAAACUUCAGAUGGUGCUCACAGUGUUAAGAAGACUCCACCAGGCAAACCUACAGUUUUUAGUGAAGAAGAGGAGGCAGCAUUUGUUUGCUGCAUUGUACGCUGUAGUGAAUUCAGCUUUCCUCUGGACUCUAUUGAUUUUAGAAUUAUUGGAAGGCCUAUUUGGACAAAUGUGGACGAACGGUAAAAAUUUUCAAAAACAAUUUGCCAGGACGGGAAUGGGUCCUUUCAUUUUUAAAAAGAUAUCCCCAUCUGACUGGGGCACGAUUUGCUGCAAACAUCAAGAGAAGCAGGGCUGGAAUAACGAAAGACACUAUCAGUGAAUAUAUCAGUAAUUUGGAAAAAGUGACUGAAGGACUGCCACCGAAGAGCAUCUGGAAUUAUGAUGAAUCCAAUCUUACAGAUGACCCUGGGAGAAAAAAGUAAUAGUGAAGCGGGGAUGUAAAUAUCCUGAAAGAAUAUGCAACACAACCAAGAUGAGUAUUUCGGUAAUGUUCUGUGGAAAUACUGCAGGGGAGGUUCUUCCACCGUUUGUAGUUUAUAAGUCCACAAAACUGUGGGACACAUGGAGUCAAAAUGGACCAAGUGGUGCUAGGUAUUGUAAUUCACCAUCAGGUUGGUUUGACACUUCCUCUUUUAAUGAAUUGUUUGAGAGUUUACUUUUGCCCCGACUCAGAAAGUUAGAAGGUGGGAGAGUUAGUUAUUAUAGGAGACAAUCUAUCCACACACUUGAGUGAAAAUGUUAUCAAUUUGUGCCACAAAAAUGAUAUAGACUGUUUGCUUACCUGCUAAUAGCACCCACCUAACUCAGCCGCUUGAUGUAGCAUUUUUUGCACCUCUCAAGAGAGGCUGGCGAAAAAUCCUCACUGAAUGGAAAGAAGGUGGUGGUUUCAAGAAUAGCACUCUACAAAAACAAGACUUCUCAUCCCCAAUGAAGAAACUUAUGGAAUUCACUCAGCCCGGCUCAGAACAAAAUUUAAAAUCUGGGUUCAGGACCUGUGGAAUUUAUCCUAUUAGCCUUGAUGAACUGCUGAAGAAAAUCCCUACAUCCACAUCAGUGAAUGUAGAAGAUAUAGAAAGCUCAUUUUUGGAAUCCUUGGAGAAAAAACGAGGUAGAUGGACAGAGAAAAGUUCCAGGGGAAAAAGAAAGCAAAUGACUGUUCCUCCUGGAAAAAGCAUUGGCCCAGAGCAUUUUCAAACUGACAUAAGUUGUAGUUCAAGUGGUAGCAGUACAGGGCAAGUUACUGCUCCAGAAACCUGUGCAAGUAAUGAUAGAGCAGCCUCUAAAUUGAAGAAAGCCAAGACAGUGGAAGAAUUAGCAUCACAGAAUCGUUGCAAACAUCGGAGAAUUGAGAAGUCCCCAAAAAAGAGAGUGGAUAGCAUUGCACAUUUGGAUGAAAGUGAUGAUGAAGAUGAUGAUUUGAAUAAAGUAAUUGACGAAUAUGAGAGAGAGGAGAAUGAAGAAAACGACUUUAUUAGCAUGUUGGAAGGAUCAAAAGACCUGAAAAGCUCCUUUUCCCUACCAAGUCCAGAGAGAAAAGUUGGGGAGUUUGUUGUUUUCAAUUAUGAGGGGGAGUUCUUUCCAGGCCGAGUGCUUAGUUUUAAUGAAGAUGAGGUGUGCAUUUUGUCAAUGAAGUCACUGAAAUCAUGGAAAUGGCCUGAUAUUGAGGACAAACACCAAUACCCAUGGGAGGAUGUUGUUGGGAGAAUUAAUAACCCAAAGAUGAUUUCCAAGCGUGGCUUCUAUUCUAUCCCUGAGCUUGAUAGGAUUUGGAUGUAGCUAUAACACAGAAAAAUAAUUUUUUGAUGAGUGAAUUGUAUCAGAAUGUCAAUUUUCAAUCAGCCUAUUAUUAUUUUAAAUUUAGACAGUAGAAUAAAUAGAUUAGGUGAUCUCCAUGGACAAAAAUAGUAAUUUGGAUGAGAUUGUUUGAGAAUAAUGCUUUAUAAGUUUUUUAUGGUUCUAAUUAUAAGAAUUUCUUCAUACUAAAUAAUGUUAUUUGUGUAUAUUUGCCCU